Molecule: messenger RNA, 984 nt
Organism: Fusarium sp. VM40
Lineage: Eukaryota; Fungi; Ascomycota; Sordariomycetes; Hypocreales; Nectriaceae
Source: the annotation of a GenBank genome assembly
AUGUCUCAAGAAGUCACACCAGGAGGCUACCAUUGGAUCUCAGAUGCCAUCAACAGCCUCGAUCCUGAAAAAGACUAUGAGCUCAUGUGGCGUCUGAUGUCUUGCUAUCGAUCGUCGGACUUUAUGAACAACAUGAUAUACGCCCUUACAUUCCCCAAUUUCAUUAUUACAACCCACGGUGCCCAGACUGUUUGGCGUUCAGAUGGCGGCAAAGUUAUCAAACGAGGUGCCCAACGCGUCGAAGAUACAGAGAAUUACAACAUGACUUGGUGGCAUUAUGGCCCCAGCGAUAACCGAUGCCGUGAAGCCGUGGAACAAAUCAAUAAUCUCCAUGCCUCUCUCGCCCGGCGAUUUCCAGGCAACUUCUCGUACAAUGAAGAUUUCCUAUACGUCACAACAUUUAGUGCGAUUCUAAUGCACCGCCUUCGGCUUCGACUCGGUUUAUCUGGUUUCACAGAGAAAGAGAAGGUCGCCGCUCAUCACUUUUGGCGUGACAUGACGCCUCUCUUUGUCAAAGAGGAUGGUAGCUCUAUCCACGGUUAUCCGGAUGACUUCGAAGGCUGUAUAGACUUCUGCGAAGCCUAUGAGAGUACCCCACGCGAGUUUGAUGAAAGAAUGCAGCACAUCGGUCUUGCAAUCAUGAAUCAAUUUGCGUUUCGCUACUUCCCCCCUGGACUCCGCUGGCUAGCGAUUUCCACUGUGCAAUCUCUCUCGCUUGAGACAACACUCGAAGCAAUGCGAAUCAAACCAGUGAAUCCAGUUCUUAAGUAUAUUCUUGUCUUCAUUGUUGGAACUUUAAUGAGUUUUGCUGAGACGUUUCUGCCUGAUCCCAGGGAAUCGUUCUGGAAGAAGAUUGAGACCUUAGACGCACAAAAAGCCAAGUCACGGAAAGCGGAUAUCAGAGAAAGUGACAAGGCAUAUUGUGAAUACAUCCGAGACAAAUGGAGUGCUCAAGGGUGUCCAUUCCAGAUGAAGGCUGAGUGA